UCAACGUCAACGUCGUGGUGUCGUCUACACGCUUUCUAGUUUCUUCUCUCUCUCUCUCUCUCCAUAUUCCAUAGUAAACGGCACAAACACUAACUACCAACGAGUCCGUUUCCUUUUCGUUUUUCCUCAUUUGUCUUGUGUCCUGCAACUGCAACCCUUCUUCUUCCUCUCAAUCACAACAUGCCUUCUAUUUCUGAUGCUCGUUCCACUUCUCACAGGGAUGUACGUUACAGCUGUGGUAGCUGCGGUUAUGAGCUUAACCUAUCUUCCUCGAACCGUGACAUCUCAACAAUCGGUUCAAAAUAUGGGAAAUCCAUAAAACGAGGCAUCAUAACAUUCUCCAACGUCGAUGAUGAUAGAUUUGGCCAUGUCGAUGAAAUCGAGUGCGCCCCUCACUUAUCUAAACUCUCAUGGCGUUUGUUCCGCCGCAAAACCAAGCUUAUUUGUCGCAAAUGUUGCAACCACAUUGGAUACGCUUAUAACACUUCAUCUUCAUCCAUUCCUCUUGUCUCAGUUGGAGCUGCUGAAUCCGAACCAUCAAGUUAUACAAAGAGAACGGUUGAAGAAGAUGUUGUUGUCGAACAGGUUGCAGAACACCAACGGCGUCUAUAGUAAUAUUGGUGGCGGUGGAAGUGGGUUGAAUUAUAUUUUUUUGGUUGGCCAUGAUCAAUCCAAUAGGUUAAGAAUUCGUCCCGGAUUUGAACUCUAUUUAAAGGUUUAUUUUUAGCCAAUUGAUUACUGUAUGCACAAGGUGGAAUUCAAACCCCCCAAUAUUUGUUUAAGUGGCGAACAAAUAAGCUAACUAUUCGACCAAUCCAAAUUAGUUAGGAUUCGAAUCCUCUAAAGUUUAAAUUUUACUUUAGAGAAUGAAAUGUGAUCUUCUACCCUUGAAUAAUUUUUUUUUAUAUUUAUUUUUUGUCUUAUUUAUGAAAUAAAUGGUGAGAGAUCACACUUUAUUUUUUAAAAUAAAAUUCAAACUUUAGAGGAUGUAAAUCUAGUUAGUUAGGGUUGAAUUAUAUUAAAUACCAAACAUGGAACUCACUCUCACUUCCCCCUCCGUUCUCUCUCUGCACACAAAUAUACCGGCAUAAAUGUUAGUCUCACUUCACUCAUCUCCUCCCUGAAUUCAUGCCGCUUUUAUUGAAAAAGCUCAAAAUUUGAGAUUUGGAAAAUCUAGAAUUUUGAUGAGAACUUGUUCAAUCAGGUUUUUUUUUUUUGGUCCAUCAUGGAUGUUCUCAAACUCCAUUUUCCUGUAUAUCCAGAGCUAUUGUCUUCUAUUUUACUAUAUAUGUCCUCUGUGUGCACCCUUUCUAUUGAUCUUUCUUUUCCUAUACAC
This is a messenger RNA of Arachis stenosperma, 1336 nucleotides long. RefSeq lists its product as uncharacterized. The record is from RefSeq and is a predicted model, not a curated record. The transcript is spliced from 3 exons. The coding region runs from base 181 to 612 and encodes 143 amino acids. NCBI's taxonomy places the organism in Eukaryota, Viridiplantae, Streptophyta, Magnoliopsida, Fabales, Fabaceae.